Messenger RNA from Sphaerodactylus townsendi, 4267 nucleotides. It is a transcript of the gene RBMX, whose product is annotated as RNA binding motif protein X-linked. The record is from RefSeq and is a predicted model, not a curated record. Gene Ontology annotation, molecular function: RNA binding. The transcript has 10 exons. NCBI's taxonomy places the organism in Eukaryota, Metazoa, Chordata, Lepidosauria, Squamata, Sphaerodactylidae. Gene Ontology annotation, cellular component: spliceosomal complex. Bases 141 to 1304 code for a protein of 387 amino acids. Gene Ontology annotation, biological process: positive regulation of mRNA splicing, via spliceosome.
CGCACUGACGUCAGCUAUAUAAAGGCCCGCAGCCCCUUUGUUCGUUUUCAGUGCGUCGUUUGCAGCUGUGGCGUCUGGUUCGUGGUGGGAGUAGAAGGCAGUUUUUUUAAGCAAGCGGCUGCCGGACAGAUAGUGUAAAAAUGGUGGAAGCAGAUCGUCCUGGAAAGCUGUUCAUUGGUGGGUUGAAUACAGAGACGAAUGAGAAGGCUCUUGAAUCUGUUUUUGGCAAAUAUGGUCGCAUAGUGGAAGUUCUUCUCAUGAAAGAUCGUGAAACCAAUAAGUCAAGAGGAUUUGCAUUUGUCACCUUUGAGAGCCCUGCAGAUGCCAAGGAUGCUGCCAGAGAUAUGAAUGGAAAGAUGGAGAGAAGCCAAAUUAAAGUGCUGGAACAGGCCUACCUAAAGCCGGCAACCUUUGAAAGUGGUAGACGUGGGCCCCCUCCCCCUCCAAGGAGCCGAGGCCCUCCCAGAGGUCUUAGAGGUGGAAGAGGUAGCAGUGGAGCACGGGGUCCUCCUUCAAGAGGAAGCCACUUAGGUUCUUCUAGGGGCCCUCUCCCAAUGAAGAGAGGUCCACCUCCACGCAGUGGGGGCCCACCACCUAAAAGACCUGCUCCUUCAGGACCUGUACGUAGCAGUAGUGGAAUGGGAGGCAGAGCGCCCCUGUCACGUGGCAGAGACAGCUAUGGAGGCCCACCUCGGAGAGAGCCACUGCCAUCACGAAGAGAUGUCUACUUGUCUCCAAGAGAUGAUGGUUACAGCACUAAAGACAGUUACUCAAGUCGAGAUUAUCCAAGUUCCAGAGACACAAGGGAUUAUGCUCCACCCCCACGAGAUUAUGCCUACCGUGAUUAUGGUCAUUCCAGUUCACGUGAUGAGUACCCCUCAAGAGGUUACAGUUAUUCCUCUUACAGUGACCGUGAUGGCUACGGGGGGCGUGACCGGGACUACUCCGAUCACCCAAGUGGAGGCUCUUACAGAGAUUCAUAUGAAAGUUAUGGUAACUCACGUAGUGCUCCACCUGCACGAGGGCCCCCUCCAUCUUAUGGUGGAAGCAGUCGCUAUGACGAUUACGGGAGCACCCGAGAUGGGUAUGGUGGAAGUCGAGACAGUUACUCAAGCAGCAGAAGUGAUGUCUACUCAAGUGGUCGUGAUCGUGUUGGAAGACAAGACAGAGGCCUGCCCCCUUCUAUGGAAAGGGGCUAUCCGCCUCCACGGGAUUCAUACAGCAGCUCGAGCCGCGGAGCACCCAGAGGUGGCGGCCGUGGAGGAAGUCGCUCUGAUAGAGGUGGAGGCCGAAGCAGAUAUUAAACCUUUGAAAUUAUUGGACCAAAUCAGUUUUUUCCUCAAACAAAUGGAAUGUGGAAGUUCUAUCUUCACUCCCAGAGGACUACUGAAAAGUUGUUUUUACCUUUUUUUAUUGUUGCCUGUUAAGUUCCCCUCCAUGACUUAUGUUUUUUGUGAGGAAAAAGUAAACACUUGUUGUUUCAUUUCAAAAAUGUUAAUAUUUCUCUCAAAAAGCAGAUGUUAAUGUAUGACAUUUGAGCCUGUAUUACUAGUGUUGUAACUUUCACAGUAAAACGUUAACCCUAAAAUGCCUCACUUCUCACCUCAUCAAUGAGACCAGCAAACUUAAGGCUCCCCAUACAACGUGCAGCCAUCUAAAAUGGCCAUGGAUCAUUCUACGUAUGCAAACGUGCCAUUUUUCUAGGCACCAUUUUAGUUGUUGGAGGGUGGUGGGGAUGUGUGCCAAAUUAAAAUGUUAAGUGCCAAAAUGCACACAAAGCUCAAAUAUGAAAUUUCUUCAGCGUUGUAUAAAAUGCAAGAUACCAUUCAGUCAUUAAAUCAAAACAACAAAUGGAUAAUGCUGAAUGUGCAUUGUGCCUUCCUACAUGUUUCAUUUGGGAAUUUGCAAGAACCUCAUUCCCCCCAAAUAAAAUGAUAAUCUGUAGUAAGCAAACUACAGAGCUCUGUAAAUAAAAGGUUUGACCGGUUCCAUCAAAGAAGCUACAAAACAAUACUUGCUCUUACUGUUUCAAAUUUUUGCAACCCUGUAGUGUCUCACUUUUAAAGGAACAGCUUUGACUCCAAAGGCAAAAUGGAGAAAAUAAGAUAAUCAAAGAAGUCUUUCUCUCCAACUUCUGAAAGGCUUAUGGCUUCAUAUAAACAGUGAAACUUACAGCAUUCCACAACAGAUUUAAAGCAUCAAAUGCCUGUGAAACAGCAAAGAUGGUAAGCAAAGCAAACUAGUUUUUCAGUCUAAGUCAAACUUGAAAUCAAAAAUAUCAUCCUAGUACGGUAGGAUAUGCUGUACAUCAUGGCAAUGGAAGUUCUUUCUAGAUGUAAAGAAUGCAGCACCCAAUGGAAAAAAACCUGUGCUGGAUAACCUUAGGUGAAGCCUUCCAAAUUCAACAUAACCUUAUCUUGGAUGGAAGUGUGUAUGGCACAAAGCUUUUGAAAAUGACACUUUAAAAAAGCAGCUCAUUAUAGACACAAUGUAUUUUUGUAAAAAGGGUUGGGAGGGGUCGCUGUUUGCCCAGUAUGUUUCAAAUGAAGAUAUUUAAUCAGGCUCCUCUAUAUGUUAAGAAAUUAAAGCCUUAACGUAAACCGAAAUUGGCUUAACUUGCCAAAAUCUAGAUCAUCUUGGGGAAUUUCAAGCAAGCCAUAAUUACAAACCUGAUGUUUAGUUGGAUGCCUGAUCUCUUUUUGUACUGUAGUCUUGUGUGGGGAGUAUUGAUGCAAAAUGGCAUGACCUGUGGCACAUUUUCAUGACCCAGGUGCAGCCACGAAGUUCAAAGAUGCUCUUGAUAAAACUUGAAGACCUCCAACUAAAGUUCCACUGUAGUCCUCAAAAUAUAUUUGCCAAAUCAACCUAUGGAUUGACCAUGAAAAUCACCAUUGGAAAGAAAAUAAGAAUCCAUAAGCCAUGCAACUUAUCACUAAGCCACCAGUCCAUUUCCAAGCCAGUGAACCUUCCACCUCAAACUAAAGCAUUAGAGCUUGAAACAGCUUAAUCGGCAAACCCAGGCGCACCGAUUUGUGUUUUUGGGGGGAGGUUGUGGGCUUGGGCAUUUUGUCCUAGCUCUAUUUUUCAUAUCUGUUAACUGUUGCAGGUUGACCACCUAAGAAGAUGGGACUUGAGGUAACUACUUGAAUUGAUGAUGGGCAUGGGCAGCAAUGAUAUUGGCUGAAACAGUACAUCAGGUGCUUGAUUAAUUGUGGAUGAUGAAGAGUGGAUUCUCGUGGUGAAUGCAGCUGUUGGGCAGGUUUAAAAUACAGGUGCAGGGAGAUUUCAGAAGGAAGACAAGAUGUCAUUGUGCAUCUUGAUUAUAGGUCCAGGAAAGGCAUUAGGAAGCAGUCCUUACCUUUUGUGUCUGCCUCCUUUUGUGAACUACUUGCCUUUCCUGAUACAUUACCAAAUUGAGGAUGAGGAAGAGUACCAGAAAUGAAACUAUCAGCUAGUCAUCACAGAAAAAUCCUAUUUUUUUUUUAAUUUGAGAAAAGUCUAGAGCAGAUUAUUUUGCAAUCUUUUCCAAAAAAUCUUCUAAGGGGAUGCACAAACUACCCCAACUGGUGAGAUACUAGUAGCUCCUGAGCUUCCUGUUGGGAGAUCCCUGUUGUAGCAGGCACCAUUAUUAAAAUCCUACAGAUAGUAGCUGUUUUUGCAGCAACACUAGAAAGCCCACAUUUGGCUCCUUUGAAUUAGGAAUGCCUGAAAUGUCUGAGACGCCUGGGCUUAUCUGAGUACCUAAUUAAAUUGUAGUAAAGUUACACAUUCUGUAGCUGCAAGCAGAUGAUUUUAAAACACUGUGUGCAAUACAAGUCAAACUGGUUGACAAACACCUGUGUAGGGGAUUAGGGGUUCUAUCCCUUAUACCAGCGGUUCCCAGCCUUUUUGGUUUGGUGACUAACAAGUCUAAAAUUUAUUUGGUAUGGUGACUCCUUCAGGGUCAGCAUCCUAGACAGACCGCAACUUUGGCAGCCAACUAGUUAAGCAUUCUGUUUUCUACUGUGGCUGACCAGAUGCUUUUGAGAAACCAAUACGACAUGGUGCUGUUUUUAGAGUUAGAUCUUGGUUUCCAAAAAAGAGCAUUGGAGAGGGCAGGGGCAGCCCUUAGAGGAGUGCAGCCCAUGACAGCCCCUCUUGGGGCCCAGUUCACAGGUGGGGAAACACUGCUUUACACCACAAUAUUUGGAAAAGGGCAGGAGUUGCAAAUGGCAUGAUUUUAGUAGGUUUUAUUAGCCUUUUAAAUAAAAGUUUUCUUUGAAUAAAA